CCGUUUAGUCGUCCUUCUGGCGAGGGAAAAGUUUCCCUAUUGCACACCAACAUCACCAAUACUACAAACGGAGCUGCUUGAAAAUUCGACCAACGAAAGAAAUUCCAGUAUAGUCGUGCCAGUAACGCGUCGAACGCGUAGAAGCCUAUUUUCUUUCUAGGAAGCACCCAGUAACGUUGGAAUAGGCGAAAGUAGGACGCAGCACAAGGAACACAAGGCGAAGCACAGGAUGAGUUGCCUUGGGGAUUGCCUCGAGUUGGGGCCACCGCCCGAUAUGAUACUGUCGAUGCCACCGCCACCACUGUCUUCGUUUCUGUUGCCGAAAAACGCACUGGCCGCGAGCAAACCGAACGGCAACAGCAACAACAGCCUACUGUGCAGUGCUGCGUUCAUCUGCGAGCCGUCCCUGAAGGCGAACGAACAGUCCGGGAUGGAGUUUGUCGAGCUGCCCGGGAAUGGAAUGGACGAUACCUGGAUGUUGGUACUAAUUUCGUCCUGUGUUGGAGUCAUCCUGCUUGGCGCUCUUCUCGCCAUGGUAGUGCUCAAAUGUCGCGAUCGAUUCUGCUUCCGCUGCAGCUCGUUCAGCUACUCCUAUCACGAUAGCAACCUGAAGCAACCUCCACUGCACGCCCUGGGUCAUGAACCGUCCACCGCCAAGGCGGCUGUAUUUAUGCCCGGCGGAACGAUUCUCUAUCCCACCAACCAUCUGCACCAUCACCACCAUCAGCCGCCAGCCCAUCCUGACAAUCGUACCCUUUGGGCGGCCCUCACACCGCACGGCACGCAACACUUCAUCACGGAAUCGUACGGCGGCAAUCCGGAGGACCAUUAUGAAGUGAUUGACUAUGGGCGCAAGCACGAGCAGUACAUCCCCUCGACCCACGGCACUAUCGUGAAGAGCAAGAACUCGUUCGAGAACUCGGGAUUUGUCGAUUACGAUUAUGAAGAUCCGACACCUCUGAUGGAAUCGUACGCACACUUUGACGAUAUGGACUCGGGAUAUCAGGAACCGCAGGAGGUGCUGGGUUCGCUGAACCGUGCAGGUAGUGCUGCCAACCGUACCGCCACGCUGGUCUCAUCGCCGACGCGCAUCGAAAAUCCCAACAUGGCCCCGCUGAACCUGUACCCAACCAUGCUCAGCUCCACGAUGGGCAGGAAGGCACACGGCACAGGCACUGGUGCUGGAUCACUGUCCCGGCGGAUCAGUGACAUCAAGAACUGAAGUGGUGGAGGAGGAGUGCGAGAACAGAGGCGAGAGAGGGCGAAGCGACGGCGAUUGAGUGAGAAUGGAACACAUACAUUCCUAAUAGACACGACACGUCCUCCUGCCAGGGGAGGAAGCGUGGGUUGAAAAGAACUACUAAGUACUUGCGUUGGACGUGCCGGGGAGCUGGCAAAAGCAGUCUCCAAGCUACGGUGCGCGAUGGUGGUGGCACGCCGGAUCGAAUUGAUACUGAAUUGAGAAGAAUGUUCCUCUAAGAUGGUAGAACAGUGAAAUGAUUUAUAACUUACUACUAAAGCAGAAGAUACCAAACCAAACCCAACUAGACACACACAGAUAUCUUCACCUUUCACAGGCCCUUUUCCACGCGCGUAAACAAACCCUCCCGACUGCUUAACCUGCUACUGUAUUACCACGCAUCUUAACUAUAACAAUAAUAACUACCACGCAUAAUGCAAUGCCCCUACGUGCAGGUGCACAACAACAACUCUCAUCUCCAUUCAAUGCAAUGCAAACACUGAAUGCGACAUUUCAUAUUCUUAGUGGCUCAAUUGCUGGCUAUUGCUUUCAUACAACAAGGCAGAGAGAAUCGAAUAGGAGGGUAGAUCAGAGCAAUGUCCAUACUCCAGUCCAGGGCGAAGGCGAUGAACAUUUUGUGGGAAUUUUAAAAGCAACAAAACAUGGAAACAGCAAGCAACAAACAAUAAACAUAAUACUCUAGAUCUUAA
Anopheles coluzzii is the source of this 1950-nucleotide messenger RNA. RefSeq lists its product as uncharacterized. The coding region runs from base 230 to 1222 and encodes 330 amino acids. NCBI's taxonomy places the organism in Eukaryota, Metazoa, Arthropoda, Insecta, Diptera, Culicidae. The transcript has 4 exons. The record is from RefSeq and is a predicted model, not a curated record.